GAGCGUGUCUUCUUCUGGUAAUGGAUUAUUUAUUUUUGAAAAAGGUGAAGUAACUUAGAUUUGAAAAUAACUGGUGAAUAAGGAACGUGCUUCUGUCACAUCAACGCGCUUGCAAGAGACUCGACUACGUACAAGUUCCCAUUUUCUCUUUGCUCUUCGCUGGUCUGAAAUGGCUACGGUUUUGGGUUUGGUUCUUGUGGGGUUUGGUCUCGGGGUGUUGGCCGUUGUUGCUGCAGAAGCUCUGGGGUUGUUAUGGAUCAUGAAAAGGUUGCAGCAUAAGAGCAACAGCGACGAAGCCUACUUCUCUUCCAAGACCCUAACUACUGCGCUGCUUGAUCCCCAACAGUCUCUGGAUUUUGCGUUUAGAAAGCAGGGUGUGGUUUGGGUUCUGGAAUCUGGGAAAAUUACAAAACAGUCCAGGGAGCAAAAAAGGAAAAAUGAUCUCUUGGAGGUUUCCCCUGUUAAGAUGUAUGGACAAAUCAAGGGUCAAUCACUUAUUCUUAGAGACUCUGAUGGUUUGCACACAACGAUUGAACUCAAGGGCUGUGCAGUUCAAGCCGUGUCCGCAUCAAUACUUUCUUCAAGAAAAUGGGCAAAGAAGUUCCCUAUCAAAGUGGAAAACAAAACCUCUGUCAUAUACAAGGGAAACAAAACUAUUUAUAUAUAUCUUGACACUUCAUGGGAGAAAGAAGCAUGGUGUAAGGCCCUCAAUCUAGCUUCAUGUGAUAAAAAAGAAAAAAUCAAAUGGUUUACCCAGUUGGAUGAUGAGUUUCAUAGUUAUCUGACUUCCUUGAACUCUGUUUACCAUUCUUUUAUGAAACCAUCGGUUGGAUCAAGUGUUGAAGUGAUAGAAAGUGCUGGUAAGCCUGAUGGUUCUUCCUCAAAGGUUCGGCAAUUUUGGAGAAAGGUUUCUAAAAGAACAUCCCGAGUUGGUUUGGAAAAUAUAUCAACUCGAUCUUCACAAUCGGGUAGUGAAGGGAAAAAGACCACUGAGAAGCUUCGGGCUUGCCAAGAUGCGAUUUUGGCUACUAGUUUGUUGAAGUCUGCUUCAACAUCAAAGCUUCUAAACAAUUCCAUAGUAGACAAUGAGAAGUUUAGCAUUGAUGAAGGAACAUUAUGUUGGAAUUUGUUGAUUUCUCGGCUCUUUUUCGAUGCCAAAGGAAAUGAGCAGUUGAAGAGAUCCAUGCAAGCAAGGAUUCAGAAAACAUUGUCCAAUAUGAGAACUCCAGGUUAUAUUGGUGAAGUCAUCUGUACCAAUAUCAAUACUGGGAAUGUUCCACCUUGCAUUGUAGGAAUGCGGGUUCUUCCUAUGGAAAUGAGUGAAGUAUGGGCCGUAGAAGUUGACAUUGAAUAUUCUGGAGGUGCACUAUUAGAGAUUGAAACAAGGCUUGAGCCUCGUGAACUAGAGCUCGAUGCAGGAACAGAACACUCAAAUCCACAGCCAAACAAUGCUGGAGCUGUCCCUUCAGAUCUUAUUGAAGAUUUUGAAUAUUUUGAAGAGCAAUUGAAUUUUGCAGAAAGAACGAAUGAUUUACAAGAGCACAAAGAAGAAGGUGAUUGGAACCCUGAUGUUUCCAAGACCUUUAAGAGCACUAUUCCUUCGUUAAAUCAUGGAUCAAGAUGGAAAUCUCUAUUAAAUUCCGUUGCCAAACAGGUUUCCCAGGUUCCUCUCACCUUGGCAAUAAGAGUGACUUCCCUUAGAGGAACAUUGCGCUUGCAUAUAAAGCCACCUCCCUCUGAUCAAUUGUGGUAUGCUUUCACAUCAAUGCCAGACAUUGAUUUCAACAUGGAGUCAUCUGUUGGAGAUCGUAAGAUAACAAGUGCUCACAUUGCUUUAUUCCUGGUCAACAGGCUAAAGACUGGAAUUCGGGAAACUUUGGUGCUCCCAAACUGUGAAAGUGUAUGCAUCCCAUGGAUGCUAGCAGAAAAGGAUGAUUGGGUUCCUCGAACUGUUGCUCCAUACAUAUGGGUUAACCAAGAAUUUAGAAAUGAAACUUCCACUUCAACUUAUACCAAUAAUCAACCUUCUGGUGGAGUGAAAACUAGUGGUGCUAGCAUCUCAAGUAAUGAUUCAGAGCACAAACAACAAAAUUCAACUAGUGCUGAAUCUAGUCAAGAAGCAACUAGGAAAUCAUCAGAUUCUCUAGAACUGUCAUUAAAUUCCUCUGAUUCAGUGACAUCAGAAAGCAACAGGAGUUUCGAAGAGCCUGAUGCACCAUCAUCAGAGAAUGACAAACCUCAAAAGACCAUAGAUUUGAAAGAAUUUAAGACAUCAUCGUUACAAGAUGACAAACCAUUUGAGACUAAUGAACAGAAUAUGGAGACUAAUGAACAGAAUAUGGAGAAUAAUUCUGAGUUUCAGUCAGAACAUAAAACUGCGGUGAUGGAGAGACGAAAUCAUUCUAUUGAGAGGGAAGAUGGAUUGCCAAAAAAAAUGGGGAGAAGGGAAAGGAUGCUUGAUUUGGGAAAGAAGAUGAGUGAGAAAUUGGAAGAGAAAAGGCGUCACAUUGAGGAAAAGAGCAGACACAUUGUUGAAAAGAUGCGAGGACCAUAAGAAUAAGAACUAUUAAUCAGGUAAAUAAUCAGAAUGUAUAUCUGGUGUUAAUGAUCUGUUGUUCAUAUGAAAGACAAGUUUAUCCGUGUGGCAGUUGAGUGUGGGGUGUCGGAUAUUGUUUCAUUGAAUGAGUUUUAUAUUUCAAGUUGCUUAUACCAUCAAAAUUGAAAUGGAAUUAGGUACAUACAACAUAUUAUCCCAGUGAAGUAAAAAUUGUUGAUUCUUGUAA
This is a messenger RNA of Vigna umbellata (rice bean), 2783 nucleotides long. RefSeq lists its product as uncharacterized. Gene Ontology annotation, cellular component: endoplasmic reticulum. The record is from RefSeq and is a predicted model, not a curated record. Gene Ontology annotation, molecular function: lipid binding. NCBI's taxonomy places the organism in Eukaryota, Viridiplantae, Streptophyta, Magnoliopsida, Fabales, Fabaceae.